AUGGCGACUCGUCGGACGACUAACGCCAAGUUCGAGGUUCCAGUACCCAACGGCAAGAGCGCGACUGCAAACCUGGAUUCUUCAAAAGCAAGAUCCUCACCAUGGCUACCUUCGGCCCUGGAAGGCGUCUUGUUCCUCGUAUAUCCUCUCAUCCUCAUCUUGGGAUCACUCUACAGUAACUUCGACCCGUCAACACGGAACGCGACCUACGUUGCCGACUCACAAUCCUACGACCCACGAACAGCACCCAGCUAUUUCGCCAAGAAGAGCAACAUUCUCAAUGUCUACUUCGUGAAAGUCGGCUGGCUCUGGGCGACCGCAUCAUUCCUCCUGCUCAUCGUCUCGCAUCCCUCCUUCGGGCCCUCCUUCGAUUUCCAAGUCACCCGUCGUCGCGCCCAGGCCACGCUCCGCUUCCUGAGCAUCACCACCGUCUGGAUCUUCCUCACACAAUGGUUCUUUGGCCCUCCGAUCAUCGACCGCAGCUACCGCUGGACCGGUGGGCAAUGUGCUAUGAUCCAGAGCGACUCACUCGCUGCGCAGCAGGAGAAGGCAGAGAUGGGCGAUGCCGAGUUGAUUUUCACGCACGCUGCUUGUAAGGCGAUUGGCGGAGCGUGGACCGGCGGUCAUGAUAUCAGUGGACAUGUGUUUCUGUUGAUUCUGUGCAGUGCGAUGCUCUGGCAGGAAUUCCUCCCUGCGGUGUUGCGCUCGUGGGGUCAGCGUGACGCGAGGGUUAUUGCGGCCGCGGACGGCAUAGUCAAAAGCGCUGCGGCGGAAAGCACGAGCUCAUCGGUGACGGCCAACCAGCCUCUUGGUGUCGGCAUACAGUUUGCAAUGGGUGUGGUGGGCCUCAGCUUGUGGAUGCUUUUGAUGACGGCGGUUUACUUCCAUACUUGGUUCGAAAAGCUCACCGGCUUCCUCGUGGCGCUGACGGCAAUCUACGUCGUUUACUUCGUACCCAGGGCGAUUCCAGCAGCUCGUAGCGUGCUCGGCGUGCCUGGAUUAUAA
Messenger RNA from Dissoconium aciculare CBS 342.82, 1005 nucleotides. RefSeq lists its product as uncharacterized. Lineage: Eukaryota; Fungi; Ascomycota; Dothideomycetes; Mycosphaerellales; Dissoconiaceae. Gene Ontology annotation, biological process: phospholipid biosynthetic process; lipid droplet organization; lipid storage. Bases 1 to 1005 code for a protein of 334 amino acids. The record is from RefSeq and is a predicted model, not a curated record. The transcript has a single exon. Gene Ontology annotation, cellular component: endoplasmic reticulum membrane.